CCUCUCUCCUCUCUCUCUCUAUCUCAACAAAAGAAGUAAAGAACAUCUCAUUUCAUUUCAAUCGUCGUUACCUCUCUUGAACCCUCCCUCUCUGCUCUCUCUCUCUCUCCUCUCUCUCUCUCUCUCUCUCAUCUCUUGACAUCGCUUUCUCUCUCUAUAACUAUUUGUAGAUAUAUAUAUAUUAUAUAUAAAUACACGCACGCGCGAGGUUUUGUAUGUAAUUUUGUGUGUAAUUGCCUGAUUGUGCCGUCGUCAAUUUCUGUUUUGGGGGGGAUUGAUUCCGUAGUGUCAGUGGUUUUUGUUGUGAUAGCAGUGGUGGUGGAUACUGAUUUUCGAUCCUCGAGUUUGAGUUCGAUUCUGAUUGUUGGGGAAAUGGAGUCGCCGGAGAGGGGGAGUCCGGUGGCCGGAAUUGCCAUGGAAUUUCCGGCUAUCGAUGGGCUUUUAUCCUGCUCACCUCCGACCAUGCCGCCGUGGCUGCGACGGAGGCUCUCGGAGACGAAGUCGCCGACUCCUUCGACUGUUGAAGAAAUUGAGGCCAAACUCCGUGACGCCGAUCUUCGUCGUCAGAAAUUUUACGAGAGUUUAUCAAACAAGGCUAGGCCAAAACCGAGAAGUCCUUCACGAUCUUCCUCUAAUGAAGAUGAUCCUGGACAACGCCUUGAGGCUAAGCUCCAAGCUGCUGAAGAGAAAAGGUUGACCAUUUUGACUAAUGCUCAGACACGAUUGGCUAAGCUUGACGAGUUGCGGCAAGCUGCCAAAACACAGGCAGAAAUGCGCUUAAAAAAGAAGCGUGAUGAGUUAGGUACAAAGGUCGAAAUGCGUGUUCAACAAGCAGAAGCCAAUAGACAGCGUAUGCUUCGUGCUUAUCGGCAAAGGAGGGCAACUCUGAAGGAGAGGACAUCUCAGUCAUUGAUGCGGCGAACGGCUCGAGAGAGCAAGUACAAAGAACUAGUUCGUGCUGCCAUGUGCCAAAAGCGUGCAGCUGCUGAGAAGAAGCGGCUGGGAUUGCUGGAAGCAGAAAAGAAGCGGGCGCAUGCAAGGGUCUUGCAGGUGCUAAAGGUAGCUAGCUCUGUUUCUCACCAGCGAGAGAUUGAGAGAAGUGAAAUGAAGAACAAGAUAGAAGAUAAACUGCAGAGGGCAAGGAGAAAGAGAGCAGAAUAUUUAAAGCAGAGAGGAAGACCAUAUGAUAUUGCUUUUGAUAGUUGGGACACUGUGGAUGAGCAUGCUGACAACCUUGCCAGAAGAUUAGCAAGGUCCUGGAGGAAUUUCACAAAGCUGAACAAAACAACUGCAGACCUUGCUAAAGCUUAUAAUGACUUAAAUAUUAAUGAGAAAUCCGUGAAGUCUAUGCCAUUCGAUCAGUUUGCAUUUCUUAUUCAGUCGAGUGGCACUCUUCACACAGCUAAAGCAUUGCUUGAUCGGCUUGAAACUCGGUACAGAUUGUCUAAAUGUACUCCUAAUACUUCUGGCUGGGAUGACAUUGAUCAUCUUCUCAAGCGUGUCGCCUCACCGAGGAAGAAGGAAACACCGAAGAGAGCUGUCUAUGGUAGAGUUGAGAAGAAGACUUCAUCGAGCAGACAAGCUUCAAGAACUUCUGUUAACAUGUCAAGAUACCAAGUGAGAAUUGUUCUAUGUGCUUAUAUGAUACUGAGCCAUCCAGAUGCUGUAAUCAGUGGUCAAGGAGAGCGUGAGAAGGCCUUGGUCAAAUCUGCCGAGAAAUUUGUGAAGGAGUUAGAUUUGCUGAUAAAGAUACUCCUAAAUGGGCCGUUGCCAAUUUCUGAUGAGGAAUCUGACCAAGUAACAUCAACUCUUCGCACCUUCAGAACUCAGCUUGCAGCAUUUGAUUCUGCGUGGUGCUCCUUUUUGAAUAGCUUUGUGGUGUGGAAGGCCAAGGAUGCUAGGUCGCUGGAGGAGGAUUUGGUCAGGGCUGCUUGUCGCCUUGAGCUUUCUAUGAUUCAAACCUGUAAGAUGACUCCUCAAGGGAAUGUUGCUCCUCUCUCAUAUGAUAUGAAAGCUAUCCAAAAACAGGUAUCUGAAGAUCAAGAACUUUUGAGAGAAAAAGUCCUACACCUUGGUGGAAUUUCUGGUCUACAGCGUAUGGAAAAUGCACUUUCUGAUACACGAAAGAAAUUUUUUGAAGCGGCAGAGAAAAGGAGCCCAAUCACUCCAUUGACCCCAAUUAUGUUAUCCCCAAGUUCAACAUCUUCGUCUUCUCUUGUUACGUCAGAUAAAGCAAGUAACUCAACGGCCUCUCAAAAGCAAAGCUCGGUGGUGCGGUCUUUAUUUAAGGAUGAAGUUGAUACCAAGGAGAUUAGUCCCUCAUUGUUAAGCCAUAGCAAUUCUAAAAUUUCCAGGGAGAGUUUGGACAUAGAAAAUGUGAGGAUUGUCAAUGAAUAUGUUCAUGGGGCGCGUCUUGCUUUUGCUGAUAGCUCCAGUCCAGAUGCUGAUCAUCAAAGUGACGUCAUGGCAAAAUUGAAGGAGUCAAUGGAGAAGGCUUUCUGGGAUGUUAUCAUUGAAUCUGUGAGACAGGAUGAACCUAAUUACAGUCGUGUUGUGGAUUUGAUGGGUGAGGUGAGGGAUGGGAUUUGUGGAAUGGCACCUUAUAGCUGGAGACAAGAAAUUAUUGAAGCUAUUGACCUGGAGAUUCUAACUCAGGUGCUGAAUUCGGGGAAAUUGGACAUAAACUAUCUUGGCAAGAUCCUAGAAUAUGCAUUAACCACUUUGAGGAAGCUCUCUGCUCCGGCUUAUGAGGAUGAAUUGAAAGAAAAGCACCAGCAAUUUAUGAAAGAUCUGGCGGAGACGUGUUGGGCCACUGGGAACUCAGAGAAUGCACAAGUCGUUGCCUUAAUUAAGGGCUUGCGCUUUGUUCUAGAGCAAAUACAGGAACUCAAGCGAGAAAUCAGCAAAGCACGUAUCAGAAUGUUGGAACCAUUUCUGAAGGGACCUGAUGCAUUAUAUUUUCUCGGAAAAGCAUUCACCAUUCGCUACGGGCAUCCUUCUAAUUCUCUGACGGCAUUACCCUUGACUGCCAAAUGGCUUUCAUCUGCACGAGAAGGUAAAGACGAGCAAUGGAGUGAACACACGAGCUUACUCUCGGAGUUGACAAGGAGGCAGUACGAUUCAUCAAAUUUUCUUCCUUCGUCCACUCUCCGUACUGGAGGAAGUUCAUUAGUUAAAACGAGAGCAAAUCAAGCUGACGUGUCUUCAACUUCAAAUCCAACAACUUAUAUUGAAACAAUUGACCCUCAUUUGGAAUGCAAGGGAGACGAGAUUGAUUUGUUGGUAAGAUUAGGCUUGUUGAAGUUGGUAAGCAAGAUAACUGGUUUGGGAGAGAGUGAACUUCCAGAAACUAUGAACCUUAAUCUCUCCAGGCUAAGAAGUGUGCAGUCUCGAGUUCAGAAGAUUAUUGUGAUAGCAACAAGCCUUUUAGUCCUGCGACAAACUCUUCUGAGUCAGCAAAUAGUAAGCAGCCAAGCACAGAUGGACAGUAUUCUUAUGGGCAGCGUUAAACGGCUUUCCGAAUGUCUGGAUUCAGUUGCAGAAGCUGGUCUACAAGACAUAAUCGAAAUACUCACCUCCGCUUUAGAGGAAGAAGACAAGACAUCAUCGAAGCUACAUCCUAUGAAGGAAAUAAUGUCAAGGAUGUUAAGCAAAAGCCUGCAAGAAGAAGAUGCUGUUUUCACUCGAGUUUCUCGAGCUGUGUACUUGGCUGUAAGAGGAGUUGUGCUUGGUGGAACUGGGAAACGAGGGAGAGAAUUGGCUGAGGCGGCACUGCAGAAAGUCGGGGCGGCUCUGCUCGUCGAUGAGGUGGUGGAGGCUGCUUCGGCGGUGGUGGUGGCGGCGAAGGUGUCCGUUAUCGUUCAUGGCCCUUGGUAUGCUAAUUUGACAAAAGAGUGAACAGUGCUGCUAUAGUCAGUUUGGUUGUCUUGUUUGUAUAUAUAUUAGGUUUGGUAUCUACCUGAUUUGUUGUUUGAUGCUAUGAUGUAUAAAUUAAGGGGUAGGGGUGGGGUGGGGUUGGGUGGUUUGUAUAUAUAUAUUAGGUUUUGUAUCUAUCUAAUUGGCUUGAAAACAAUGAAAAAUGUUGGAAUAUUGCAUAUAAUGAAUAAGAAGCUUCUGUUUCUAGCCAUUUAA
Erythranthe guttata (spotted monkey flower) is the source of this 4131-nucleotide messenger RNA. Its product is annotated as T-complex protein 11. Lineage: Eukaryota; Viridiplantae; Streptophyta; Magnoliopsida; Lamiales; Phrymaceae. Gene Ontology annotation, biological process: signal transduction. The record is from RefSeq and is a predicted model, not a curated record.